AUGUUUACUGAUAGAUCAUAGUUCCAAAGGGGCUGUGUAAGACUCUGACAAAAGAAGAAACUAAUUAACAAUGUGAAUUUCCUUAGUCACUGUGUUGAGCAAUCGAUGUAAGAUAACAAUUUGUCAUUAUUAUGGAUCUGAAAGUAUAUCCCCAGCUAAUUGCUGAAUUAUGAUAGAGCUGAAAAGAGCUUUGAAAGGAUUUGGCCAAGCUGAAGAUGAUCAGGUACAAUGUGGAGAUUAAACUGAUGAGAUAUUGUCUGACUACUGAAAGCCUUGUAGUGAGAGUGUAUCCUUGGAUAUGGAGUAAUACCACUCAUUUAAUUGCCUCACCUGUGAAUACUACAGUACUGUGGAUAAUUGUUGCAAAAUCUCUCGGGACUCCACCUUGUUCUUGUGGUAAUAGUUAUGCAACUUGUUCUCAAUGUGGUGAGAUCUGCUGUGAUAUCAUUUCCGGACUGAUGUAUUGCAACCAGUGAAAAUGCCUCAACUAAAAUGGUUCAAUAGCUCUAGUACAGUUUCCUAUGGCAAAAACCAGGGUUCUCUGGCGUUAGCUCAGUCGUCUGUCUGGCCAUGUGCUUUGCUCUGUAGCCUGCUUUGUUGGCUGGCCGGCUCACAGUGUGUUUUCUCCCAACAGCAUCGUCUCUGCUGCGCUCAGGACCAGAGCUCACACAAGGCUGCCCACUGUAGUCUGCCCAGCCUAUCCAGAGCCCUAGACACAGACGCCCAGAGACCCGUCCCAGAGACCGGAGAUGACUGCUGCCAUGCCCUGCUGGCUCUCAGCCCUCACCCUCGCCCUCCUGGUCCUCUCUGCCAGGAAAGGAGCUGCCCUCUUCCUGCCCGACUCAAAUGAGCUGAGGCAGCUACUGAGCCGGUACCAGGAUGACCAGAACAGCACCGAUAACACAGCGGGUAGUAGGACCCGACGGGCCAUCCAGUGGACAGACCGUGGGGAGAUUCUACAACUGCACAACAAACUGAGGGGACAAGUCUACCCCACCGCAUCCAACAUGGAGUACAUGGUCUGGGAUGAUGAGCUGGAGAGGUCAGCCACUCACUGGGCAGAGGCAUGCCAGUGGGAACAUGGACCUAAGGACCUGCUCAUGUCCAUCGGUCAGAACCUCGCUGUUCACUGGGGCAGGUACCGCUCCCCGGCCAACCACGUCCAGGCCUGGUAUGAUGAGGUGAAGGACUACACCUACCCCUACCAACAUGAGUGCAAUCCCUGGUGUCCCGACCGCUGCUCAGGGCCCAUGUGCACCCACUACACCCAGCUGGUCUGGGCCACCACUAGUCGUGUGGGGUGUGCAGUGCACGUGUGUCCCAGGAUGAACGUGUGGGGGGAGAUCUGGGAGAACGCUGUUUACCUCGUCUGUAACUACUCCCCUAAGGGAAACUGGAUCGGAGAGGCCCCUUACCAACAUGGGCGCCCAUGCUCCCAGUGCCCUCCUAGCUACGGAGGAAGCUGCAGGGACAACCUCUGCUACAAGGGGGACUCUCAGCGUUCUGAGACUGAGGACAUGAAUGAGGUGGAGAAAGCUCAGAUUCCCAUGUCACCCCGCACCACCGCCAAGCCUGUCCCCAGACCCAAACCCAAGCCUGCUGCUCCCAAGAAGCCCUCCGCUCCCAAGCCUUCCACUCCCAAGGCUCCCACCAGCACUUUCCUGGCCCAAAACAUCAAGUGUGAGACCAAAAUGCGUGACAAGUGCAAGGGAGCAACCUGCAACAGAUUCAACUGCCCUGCUAACUGCCAGAACAAGAAAGGGAAAGUGUGGGGGACGCUCUUCUAUGAUGUGCAAUCAAGUAUCUGUCGUGCUGCUAUUCAUUAUGGCAUCAUCAAUAACAAUGGUGGUCUGGUGGACACUACAAGGAAAGACAAGUUGCCAUUCUUCGUCAAGGCAACAAAGAACGGCAUUGAGUCAUUCAGUAAAUACAAAGCCGGCAAUGCAUUUGUGGUGUCCAAAGUGGAAAGACAAUCAGUGGACUGCUAUGCAACAGUGGCGGAGAUCUGCCCCUUCAAGAAGCCCUACUCCAACUGCCCAAGAGUGUUCUGUCCGGCCAACUGCAAAAACGAGCCAUCCUACUGGGCUCCGGUGGUUGGGAACAGCUUCUACACAGAGCGCUCCAGUAUUUGCCGAGCAGCCAUCCAUGCCGGGGUGAUCCAAGCCGGCGGGGGCUACGUGGACGUCCUGCCCCUGGAUAAGAAGAAGAGUUACGUUGGUGUCCUGAAGAACGGCAUCCAGUCAGAGAGUAAGAGCAAUCCAGAGGGUGGCUCGUUCCGUGUUUUUGCUGUGAGGGAGUGAGUCUCCUCCAUCUCAGGGCCUCUCACUCAUUGGUUCAGGGACUAACAGGGUCCCCCAUCUGCUCUCAAGGGGCAGGAAGUGCCCACAGGUUCGAUGCCAUGGCAACUCCUCCCAUCUGUCUCUGUCCCCCACUUUGGGAGGAAGCAGAACUUCCCGUUGGACCAACAGACACUUCUCCCUCUCUUAGCUAAUAAACAGUAGCUGACUGCUCAAUUCGGUGGCUAACAUCACAAAGAACCCUUCUGUCUUCUCCUACCCUUCUCACCUUUAAACUCCAGAUGUGGAUAUUUUUGUAAGAUACACAAGCGGUAAAUGCAAAAUGAUGUGUAACAUCAAAGACCAAUAGAACAGCUGGUGCUGGAUCUCUGCGUCUUGACAUGUAGUUAGAUUUCAAAUCAAAUAUGUCAUAUUUGUUUAUAUUUUAUGUUCUUAAUACAAAAGUCAAUCAUUGGUCUCCAUACACAGGAAUGUAUAUUGAUCACUGUAUUUAAUCAUUCUGUACAUAUUUAAUUAAUUAAUUUUUUCCUUCUUAAAUGGGUCUAUAUUGACAGUUUUAUAUGUGUUGAUAAUGUAUUUUGAAGCUUGUCUCCGCUUUCCUAACCCAUUUAUGCUUUCAUUGUGGUCUUUACCUUUGGCGGAUAGGCCAUGGUGCUUGAGUUAGGCAGACAGACAGAGACAGACAGACUUAGGGGUUGCGUAGGAAGGGAAGGGGAGUGAGGAGGAGGGGAAGGCAUACCUCCAAGGAAAAUAAACCUUUCCUGAAUACAGCUUGUACGACUUCCAGUGUCAAUAAUGUUCAGACGAUCUGGUUAAGGUACAAAAACAUUGUAGCAAUAUUCUGUCCACGGUGAGCUCAGGAAGGCAAUGGGAGCUUGUGUGGGCAGGGCUUUCAAAAUGGUGGCAUAUCUGGCUUCAUCCAAGGACAUUCACAGAUGAACGAUGUUCUUGUUUGAAAAAUUAUUCCGUAUUUAUAAUAGCUCACUGCUUUAUUCCCCCCUUUCCUCUCUUGAUGCCAUGUGUUUUGAUUGAAUAAGAAAAAUACUCUACGAUAGGUUGAGUUUGUCCCCACUUAAGACAGUUGAAUGUUGUAGGUUUUGUAGAAAGAGGGUCUUAUACAGUCCAAUGUGAGAAAGGUGUGCCGAUUGUUCCUAUCAGCAGGCUUCAGUUAGGAUUCAUGACUAGGUAAUGAUUUGUAAAAUACACAGAGGAUGCAGAACAUGGAUCUGUUUAAACCACUCAUACCCAGGGAUGUAAUACAUAGUUACUUAUCCAGCAGGAAGGCACACAGAGGCAGGCUUCAGUUGGGGAAUAUCCUCUUAAAUGCAGAGGCUUUGUCGUGAGAGGAGAGUAAAUCUAUGUAAAUUGAUGCUGGAGGUUUUGGGUCUCCUAAAGAAGGACAUUAGGUAUCCUCUAUCUAUCCCUAAGCUAGACUGGACAGCAGUGCAGCCAUUCUCUCUUUGUUUUAGUUUUCAUCUUUCUACGUUUUUUUUAGGCUACCUCAGGCUUAUAGUACAUGGGCAAUCUUUAGGGAAAUGUUAAUGGUUUGUACAGCUUUGGAAAUGGAGUGUAAUACUUUGAUUUGUCUUUUAUGAACUGUUCUCUAUGCUGUAAAGCUCUCUUUCUAAAUAUAUGUGGUGUGUUAUUUUGUUUGUUUGUAUGGUGUUUAUAGGCAUUGGAUGGGGUUUUUGUAUUUUUUUUGCACAAUUUGAAAAUAAUUAAAGUUUGAAAUAGUUAGAA
Messenger RNA from Salmo salar (Atlantic salmon), 4037 nucleotides. RefSeq names its product Cysteine-rich secretory protein LCCL domain-containing 2 (gene crld2). Gene Ontology annotation, cellular component: extracellular region. The record is from RefSeq and is a predicted model, not a curated record. NCBI's taxonomy places the organism in Eukaryota, Metazoa, Chordata, Actinopteri, Salmoniformes, Salmonidae.